Molecule: messenger RNA, 1906 nt
Organism: Pyrenophora tritici-repentis Pt-1C-BFP
Lineage: Eukaryota; Fungi; Ascomycota; Dothideomycetes; Pleosporales; Pleosporaceae
Product: alpha-glucosidase
Biological process (GO): sucrose catabolic process; maltose catabolic process
Molecular function (GO): alpha-amylase activity; oligo-1,6-glucosidase activity; glucan 1,4-alpha-maltotriohydrolase activity
Source: RefSeq, a predicted model, not a curated record
AUCUUGAAGCCACGCUUGUCCUUGUUGACGUUGUGCAACCCCGCCCAUCUUAACACACGCACCCAGACCCUGCACCAACGCAAUGACCGUCACGCAAAGGCCUUGGUGGAAGGAUGGCGUCGUGUACCAGAUAUAUCCCGCCAGUUUCAAGGACAGUAAUGGUGAUGGCAUCGGUGACUUGAACGGCAUCAUCUCAGAGCUUGACUACAUUCGCUCUAUUGGUGUCGAUGUCAUUUGGAUUUGUCCCAUGUACGACUCUCCUCAAGUUGACAUGGGAUAUGACAUCCGAGACUAUCAAGAUGUGUACCGGCCGUAUGGAACAGUGCAAGACAUGGAGAGACUGAUUGCCGAGACACACUCGCGAGGAAUGAAGAUCAUAUUAGAUUUGGUCGUCAACCAUACCUCAGACCAGCAUAAAUGGUUCUUGGAGUCGCGCUCCUCAAAGGACAAUCCAAAACGUGACUGGUACAUUUGGAAACCCGCUCGCUAUGUUGACGGCGAGCGCAAACCCCCAAACAACUGGGUAUCCAAUUUCACUGGCAGUGUCUGGCAGUGGGAUGAACACACUCAAGAGUAUUACCUUCAUCUCUUCUGCCCCGAGCAACCCGACCUCAACUGGGAGAAUCCAGAUACCCGACAGGCCAUCUACAAAUCAGCCAUGGAAUUUUGGCUGCAGCGCGGCGUCGACGGUUUCCGUGUCGAUACAGUCAACAUGUACAGCAAAGGAAAUAUGCUCGAUGCGCCCAUUACGGAUCCGGGAUCCGAAUGGCAAUUUGCUGGCUACCAGUACUGCAACGGACCGCGCAUGGCCGAGUUCCUGAGCGAGAUGAAUCAGAUCCUUGAAAAGUACAAUGCCAUGACUGUAGGCGAGUGUCCAAAUACCCCUGACAUGAAGCGAGUCCUGCAAUACGUCUCGGCAAAAGAAAGACAACUCAACAUGGUCUUUCAAUUCGAUGUCGUCGACGUUGGCCAAGGACCCUACAAGUUCCAAACCACGCCCAAGAACUGGACACUCCCGGACUUCAAGCGCGCCAUUGCGCGCACCCAAGACCUUGUCCGCCCACCUUCAGACGGCUGGACCACCGUCUUUCUCGAGAACCAUGACCAAGCCCGUUCCAUCACACGCUUCACCUCGGACGCGCCCGAGCACCGUGUUGCAGGUGGCAAAAUGCUGGCACUCAUGAUGUGUGCACUUAGCGGCACACUAUUCAUCUACCAAGGCCAAGAAAUCGGCAUGAUCAACUUUCCGCUAAGCUGGGAUAUGAAUGAGUACAAAGACGUUGAUUCUACAAAUUACUACAAGAUGGUCGCCGCACGAACAAAGAACGACUCAAAGGCACUUGAGGCGGCGCAUCGCUCGCUGCAACAUCUUGCCCGUGACCAUGCACGUGUGCCAAUGAGUUGGAGUACCGCGCCGCACAAUGGAUUCUCACCACCCGACGCAAGUGCAAAGCCUUGGAUGCGGCCAUUGGAAGACGCAAAAGUAUGUAAUGCAACACAGCAGCAGAGCGAUAAGUCGUCCGUAUUAGCUUUCUGGAAAACCAUGCUGCAAAUCAGGAAAGAGCAUGCUGACCUUUUGGUACAUGGUCAGUACGAUGAUUUGGCUGUGGAUGAUUUAGACAUUUUUGUCUUUACCAAGACUUGGAUGGGGACAAAAGUACUUUGUGUAUGCAACUUCACAGACAGAGAAAGAGACAUGGUAGUCCCCAAGAGCCUGGAGAGAGUGAAGAAAGAAUUGCUAAUGAGUAGUGUUGGAGGAGAUGGAAGGUUCUCGGAGGAGCAGUUGCAGGCGUAUGAAGGGCGAGUUUACAUGCUAAUCUAGAUGGCCAGGUGCGUUCGCUAUUAGCAUCAAGGCAAUUUUAUUGUUCACGAGGUAGUUUAUCUUUGAAUUAUAUGUCAUGUUCGG